AUGCUGGCAGUUGCCAAGCCUGGGUUUCGGGCAAUUGGACCUGAUUUCAGAGGCUAUGGGCUUUCUGAAGUCCCUGCAGAGCCAGAAAAGACAACUUUUAAGGACCUUGUGGAUGAUCUUCUUGCAAUUCUUGAUUCUCUUGAGCCUCAGAUGGUACCAAGUAUUGAAAUCAAGGAAAUCUUGGACUUAGUUGAUCCAUCUGUGCCAUUACCUUCUUGGUUUAGUGAAGAAGGGCUUGGUCUAGGAGAAUAUAUGACUAGUGGAAAGGUCAAAGAAUAUGUUCCUGAUCUGAAGGUAAUUGUCAUACCGGAAGGAAGCCACUUUGUUCAAGAGCAAUUUCCUGAUAAGUUCAACCAGCAUGUGCUAACCUUCCUAAACAAGCACAAAAGAUGCUGA
Messenger RNA from Coffea eugenioides, 396 nucleotides. RefSeq lists its product as uncharacterized. Lineage: Eukaryota; Viridiplantae; Streptophyta; Magnoliopsida; Gentianales; Rubiaceae. The record is from RefSeq and is a predicted model, not a curated record. Gene Ontology annotation, molecular function: hydrolase activity. The transcript has 3 exons. Bases 1 to 396 code for a protein of 131 amino acids.